AUGUCUUCCUGGGAGCGUCUGAUUCGAUUUGAAGACCAGGCUGGCAUCGAGCAGUUCGGAGAGCCGAUUAUCCGCGCUGACGAUGUCUCCUCGCUCGAUGAGUUGGUUGAAGGCCGUAAACUGGAAGCUAAAUGCCUGACUGGAUCUGACAUCUUUGCCCUAUCUGCCUCAAUCAACGUGGCGAAGGUGAAGAAGAUUCUUCCCCUGCUCUCUCCGAGCGAAGUCCCACUUGUGAAAUGUGUCGGCCUCAAUUACAUGAAGCACAUCCAGGAAGGAGGUCGCAGGCCCCCUCCUUAUCCUUCGAUCUUUCUCAAGCCCAGUGCCUCUGUGGCUGCCUACAACGAAGAUAUUCCGAUUCCCAAACUGGCACAGGAUGACCAACUCGACUAUGAGGGUGAGCUGGCCAUUGUAAUUGGAAAAACCGGAAAGGAUAUCCCCAACGAUCAAGCCCUCAACCACAUUGCGGGAUUCAUCGCCUCCAACGACAUCUCCGCCAGAAAAUGGCAGCGGGACCCCGCUUAUGCCGGUGGCGUUCCCCAAUGGUGCUUCAGCAAGGGCUUCGACAGGUUCGCGCCGUUGGGCCCUAUGCUUGUCUCUCCCGCGGUGGUUGGAAAUGCUGGGAACCUCCAGCUGCGGACUUUUGUCAACGGUGAUCUCCGUCAGGACACGAACACAAAUGACUUGCUGUUUAAUGCCGAGGCGAUUGUUUCGUUUAUCAGCCAGGGUACGACCUUGGAGGCGGGCACCGUGGUAAUGACUGGUACUCCGGCAGGUGUUGCUAUGGGUAUGAAGGAGCCUCUGUGGUUGAAGGAUGGGGAUGUGGUAGAGGUGGAGAUCGAAGGGCUGGGAAGCGUCAAGAACAAGAUGGUAUUUCUGUAG
Messenger RNA from Aspergillus candidus, 879 nucleotides. RefSeq names its product fumarylacetoacetate hydrolase family protein. NCBI's taxonomy places the organism in Eukaryota, Fungi, Ascomycota, Eurotiomycetes, Eurotiales, Aspergillaceae. The record is from RefSeq and is a predicted model, not a curated record. The transcript is spliced from 2 exons. Gene Ontology annotation, molecular function: catalytic activity. Bases 1 to 879 code for a protein of 292 amino acids.